Messenger RNA from Mollisia scopiformis, 1058 nucleotides. Its product is annotated as GINS complex, Psf1 component. Gene Ontology annotation, biological process: DNA strand elongation involved in mitotic DNA replication; DNA replication. The coding region runs from base 50 to 706 and encodes 218 amino acids. Gene Ontology annotation, cellular component: GINS complex. Lineage: Eukaryota; Fungi; Ascomycota; Leotiomycetes; Helotiales; Mollisiaceae. The record is from RefSeq and is a predicted model, not a curated record. The transcript has 3 exons.
GGCUGAAAUAAUAGUUCUCUAAAAUCUGCCAAUCUAUGCUUCAUUUGAAAUGUAUGGAGACCUAGGUAAUAAGCUUGUCCAGCAUGCCAAACGGACGCAAAAGCUUGAGCAUCUUCCUCCCUACCAGACCGAGAUCGUACGAGCUGUCACCAGAGAAGUUCGAGACCUAGACAAGGAUGUCUCGAACAUAUUACAAGACUUCAAUGGUUCAUUCGAGCCGUCUGAGAACCCGGCCACUGCUUGCACGCUUCUAGUUGAUCAUCUCUGUAUGCGCCGGAAUAAGAGAUGCCUACUUGCGUAUCACCGUACUCGGACUGACAAGCUGGAGGAGAUGGUAUGGAAUGGCAGCGAUGUUGCGGAUCUGGCGGCACAGCAACAGAGGGGUCCAAGUGAAGGCCAGAAUGGUGGGGCCGAACUAGGGAAUGGAGAGGGGAAUAGCAGUAGUUUGAGCCCUGAAGAGGAGGAGUACGUCCGGCAAUACAGUGAUCUCUUGGCGGCAUACAAAGGGCAGUGGACAGAUAUUGAUCUAACGGGAAGCUUGGAGCCUCCCCGAGAUCUAUUCAUUGAUGUCCGUGUCCUCAAGGACGCAGGCGAGAUUCAGACAGAAUACGGUACAAUAAACCUUACCAAGAAUUCGCAAUUCUACGUUCGUCAAGGGGAUGUUGAGCGGCUCAUUGCACAAGGGUAUCUGCAGAAACUCAGCUGAAAGACCGGACGUUGAGAGAACCUUGACGGGCGGUUUCCGCAUGUGGAAAAUAUCCGUCGUUAGGAUAAUUGUGGUCUCGAGUCGACAACAUGGGAUCGUGGGGGUAAUAGACGAUCGAGACGUACUUCGCGGAUGUGUCAAUGGACCCCGAAACUCUCUCCCACAAAGUCCAAACAGAGACCCAUUGCGGUUGUUGCCGAAUGAAUGUGGACUGGUGGAUAUGAUGGCGCAAGGCUACACGGGAUACAAGAAAACUCAGCACGUUGCUGCAAUUUUUGAUCGGAAAGACGCUCGGGAGAAGAAGCGGCCAAUGCUUAUUGGCAGAUCCAAGGGUAUGCAUCGGGGAUAGGUG